Messenger RNA from Lucilia sericata (common green bottle fly), 5456 nucleotides. RefSeq names its product non-canonical poly(A) RNA polymerase protein Trf4-1-like. Bases 1816 to 3795 code for a protein of 659 amino acids. Lineage: Eukaryota; Metazoa; Arthropoda; Insecta; Diptera; Calliphoridae. The record is from RefSeq and is a predicted model, not a curated record. Gene Ontology annotation, cellular component: nucleolus; TRAMP complex. Gene Ontology annotation, biological process: RNA 3'-end processing. Gene Ontology annotation, molecular function: poly(A) RNA polymerase activity; mRNA binding. The transcript is spliced from 6 exons.
UAUACUUUGGUUCGCGUGGUUUUGCCAGGAGUAAUUUCUUAAGUUUUUUCUGUGAAAUUAAAACAAAAAAUCAUACAAUUUAUUAAAAAUCAUUGAAUAAGUCCACAACGAAAAGAUGGCGUUAAUAAGAAACUUUCAAUACAUCAAAUUUACUUGAAAAUUUGUGAAGAAAAGUUUUUACACAAACUAAAAAAAAUUCCUAAGGACAGUGUGCAAAAGUGCGAUAAAAGUGAAAAAAGGGAGAGAAGAAGAAGCAGUAGUAGAAAAAAGCAACGAAAAGUUGAGAAUAUACAAGAAAGUAAAUUCACCACGACUACUGGGUAAUCAGCGUCAAAUAAGAAACGUAAAUUAUUGACAUUUAUAUUAUAACAUUGACAUUUGCAUUUUUAUAUGUCAAAUCAAAGCUAAAAAGGAAAGCAAAAAAAUACACGAGCGGUAGUGAGAAGGAAAAAAAGUUAACUUUUCGUAAUGAGGCAAAAUUUCUAAUCAAAAAAGGGAAUAUUUCCCAUGUGUUAAAAAUAAAACAAAAUAGCUAAAUAACAUCAAAAGACUUGCAAUUCUAUUAAGUCCACAAAAAAUUGCCAAAAACAUUAAUGAUUUCUGAAAUUUGUGCAAUUUUCUAUACAGCAAAUUGCGAAUUUUCUUCGUCAUAAUCGUUAAAGUCGGGUCUGCCUUAAUACAUUUUUACACACUUCUUUUCAACAUCUAUCUUUUUUUCAUCAUUUUAAUAUUUCGCCUGAAAGUUUAUUAUUUGAGAAAAAGAAAGAAAGAAAAAAUGUACGAAGAAGAAUAAGCGAGAAAAGCAAAUGAAUAAAAAAUAGCAAACCUACUACAUACUACACAUCUUUUGACUGAAUUGAAUUUUUUCAAAGAAUCUAAACUCGAAUAUAAUAAAAUAGAAAAAAAUUAAUUCAAAUUGCAAUUAACUGAAAUAUAAAAACAACAACAAUAUUAAUAAAAAUAUUUGAGAAAAAAUACUAAAUAAAAGUGUUGCAAAUAAAAAAAAAGCAAAAAAGACAGACAUACAAAAAGGCUGUGCAAAAAAAGUAUCUGAAAGUCAGAAUUUCAUCAAACAAGUUGCAAUUUUUUAUUUUAUCUAUAAAAUGGCCUUUAGAAAUGUCUAGCAAUUGUUUGUAAUUUAUAAAAAAAAAAUCAAAAACAUUAAAUACCUAUAAAAUAAUUUGGUAGCUGAAUUGCUAAGAACAAGAAAAAAAUAAGGAUCAUUUGGAUGAUUAAUUUCAUAGUUUUUAUUUCGAGACAUUUACUUCAAGGAUAUUAAGUUUGUUCGUUUUACUUUUUUUUUGUAUUUGGUUUGUCACUCUGCCUUAAAAAGGAACAUUUUCAUAAUUGUUUUUUUCUGAUUAAGUUUACUGACAAAAACUCAAGUGUUCAAUAAUACUGUCCAUUUAUGGUCUGAAAUUCAUAAUAAUCAUACACAGAGAGAAAAAGAUUUUAACUCUCAUUGAAAUUAAGUUCAAAUAAAAGAGAGUAAAUAAUCAUAAUAAAUCAUUGGCAUUCCAUAGAUAAGUGGUCUACAAUAAACAACAAAAAAACUAUAGAAAGUUUAAAAUUCUAUUUGAAGAAUUUUGAAAAUCGAUAAUACAAACGUCCAGUGGACGACAAAUAUCCUUGAUAGAAGCUACAAACACAAGAUAUAAAAAGGCAUAGAAAGAGAGAAAAAGAAGAUAAGAAGCUAGUGUCGAGGAGCAAGCAAAAGCAAGAGCAGGAGUGUUGUUAACCAAACGGCAAAAAGUUCAGCACUUAUUGCCAGUUCGUUUUGGGGUUUUUGUUUGUUUUUGUAAGAAAACAUUUUGAAUGGAUCCUUUUGUUGGUUGGUUUCAAGAGGAACAGGAGGGUCCAGCUUUACUCACAUGGUGUAAAAUUUGGGAAACCAAUGCGCAUGAAAUGAGCCAAUUGCUGGAGCAACAGAAUCAACAAUUGCAGCUACAACAAUUACAAGGUGGUGGUAAUAAAUUCAAUAACGGUGCUAAUUUAACUGCUAGAGAUCGUGAUUCCAUACAAUUGCUAUUGCAACAAUUUGGUGGCUUACGCAACAACAAUAACAACAAUCACAACAGCAGCAAUAACAAUAAUAACGGCAACAAUUCCAGCGGCAAUACAUCCAGCAAUAAUUCCCUUGAUUCAACCACUACGACCAAUACAAAUAACGAUUCUCACACACCUGCCAACAACACAACACAGGGCGGAGGGGGCGGCGGCGGCGGCGGCGGAGACGCUACAAACACUACGACGACGACGACUUUGACUGGUAAAAUGCCUUCACACGAACGUCCCAGCUAUUAUAAUCCUUCGCGCAGGAAAAUUGGCCGCAUUGUCGACAACAAGGCCAGUACAUACAACUUCAAUAAACACAUGGACAAAUUGAUUUCGAAAUACAAGGGCUGUCCUUGGCGCGUACCCGAUUUCAAUUACUGUCGCGGCGUUUUAGGUCUUCAUCAAGAAAUUGAGCAAUUCUAUAAUUAUGUACUGCCCACACCCACCGAGCAUGCCAUACGCAACGAGGUGGUACAUCGCAUUGAGGCUGUUGUCCAUUCCAUAUGGCCCUCGGCUUUGGUUGAGAUUUUUGGUUCCUUUCGUACUGGUUUAUUCCUGCCUACCUCAGAUAUUGAUCUAGUGGUAUUAGGUCUUUGGGAUAAAAUGCCCUUGAGAACUUUAGAAACUGAACUGAUUGCCCGUGGCAUAGCUGAACCUCAUUCGGUGCGUGUUCUGGACAAGGCUUCCGUGCCCAUUAUUAAGUUAACUGAUCGCGAGACUCAGGUCAAAGUUGACAUCUCCUUCAACAUGCAGUCCGGUGUCCAGUCGGCCGAGCUUAUUAAGAAAUACAAGCAAGAGUUUCCGUUGCUUGCAAAACUGGUGCUUGUGUUAAAACAGUUUUUACUUCAACGUGAUCUCAAUGAAGUCUUCACUGGUGGCAUUUCUUCCUAUUCAUUGAUACUCAUGUGCAUAAGCUUCCUCCAGCUGCAUCCUCGUCAAAUUCACGCCGAGACUGAUAAUUUGGGUGUUUUACUCUUGGAGUUUUUCGAAUUGUAUGGCCGCAAGUUCAACUACAUGAAAAUUGGCAUUUCCAUAAAGAACGGCGGCCGUUACAUACCCAAAGAAGACUUACAACGUGAUAUGAUCGAUGGUCAUCGGCCGUCACUGCUGUGCAUAGAGGAUCCACUUACGCCCGGCAAUGAUAUCGGUCGCAGUUCGUACGGCGCCCUACAAGUGAAGCAGGCCUUCGAAUACGCCUAUCUAAUGCUGUCACAGGCUGUGAGUCCUCUCAACGAUUGGGCCAACGAUUGUAAUGAGCGUUCGAUAUUGGGACGCAUUAUACGUAUCACAGACGAUGUUAUAGAUUAUCGUGAAUGGAUACGUGAACAUUUUGAGCAUCUUGUCGUCACACGCCAUUCACCCGUCUCGGCGUUAGGUGGCCCCGGUACACCGAACGUGGUGGGGAACACCCCCAAGUAUAUGCAGAUACAAAUAUUGCCUUCCACAAUGCUACCAGCCGGUGCUUUGACCGGCCAACAGCAACAGAUUCAUAUAAUACCACACCUCUAUCAUCACCAGCAGCAGCAACAGCAACAUCAUGUUGCUGCAUUGAAUUCAAUGUGUCAUAGACGUGGUAGCACUUCCUCGGGGGAUGAUUCGGAGGAUAGCAAAGAAUGUGAUGCCGACUCAACGUCACCGACAACAGGGUCUACCACACAUAUUGUGUUGGGCGGCGGUGGUGUUCCAAUGACACAAACAACAUCCGCGAAUAUUCACACAGCUGCCCGGAUGGAUACAUGAUGAAUAGUUGCCGGUUUGGUGCAGCAACAACAACAACAACAGCAGCAACAUCAGCAGCAACAAUUGGUUCAAAUGCAAGUGCAAGCAGCCGGAACACAGUUCCAAAUGCAUGCUGGCAAUAUCAAUGCGCUGAAAUCGUUGCCGUUGCAGCAACAAACCCCGCAGCCUCUAACCACACAACAACAACUACCACCACCACAACAACAAUACACACAACCACAAACACCCACACAAACAAAUAGUUUUAUAUCAUCAUCAACAUCAUCGCCACAACUGUCAUCGUCAAUAAUAACAACAUCAACAACCACACAAACAACAACAGCAACAAUAACAUCACCCUCAACAACAACAAAAUCCACAUCCACACAGUCGCUUAAUGAAAUAAUUAUAACAACAACUACAACAAUUGUUACAUCGUCUUGUAGUACAUACACGACAACAGCAGAAACAUCAGCUGCUGUGGUAUCAACAGCAACCAUUACCACAGCAUUGCCAUCACCAACAGCCGUAACGUCGUCGGACUUUCAAACAGUCUCAUCAACGACAAAGAAAAAUGUUUUAUCGCCCUCACCACCCAGGCAGCAAGCAAUCCAACAACAACAACAGCAGCAACAACAACAGUCAUCUUCAAAUAAAACCCAUUAUUAUCGUCAACAAUUCUAUGUACCACCUCCAAUGCAACAGCAGUAUCAACAAUAUGCCGCCUCUAAUCCAAAUUAUGUUGCCACCUCAAAACCCCGUUAUACAAAUCAACAGCGUUUACAACAGCAGCAACAGGUGCGGCAACAACGUAUGCAACAACAGCAACAGCAUUCGGCCACAUUACCGCGCCAACAUAAUGCCUCCACAAGUACAUCGAGUUUGGGCGGUGGUGGUUCGACAUCAGCGUCAACCACUCAUGGCAUUCUAACAUCCGCAUCCUCAACAAUAUCGAUUAUUUCCAUUUCAUCGGAGUCAUCAGUGGCCUCUAAUGGAUCCGAUUCAUCGUCGAAAUCGGGUUCGGAAUCUGAAUCGCGUCCUUCAAAUUCAGCUUCUUCCUCAUCGGUAUCGGCUUCAAAUAUGAAAGCAGAUCGACCGGCAAAUCGUUCUUAUAAGGACAAUAAUGAGAAGAAGAAAACCAAAAAAGCCACCAAAUCGAAUAAAUGGAAGUAAAGUAUAUUAGUUUUUAUUUUUAACAAACAAAAACAAAGCAAAUUAUAUAUUAAAAAAUAUUUAACAAACAAAAUACCAACCAACAAAACUUAAAGCAUUUAGAAAUUGUAUGAAAUGAAACAGAAAGCAAACAGCAACUAUUUGAGAUAGAAGAAAGAAAACCUUUAAAACAGAAAACAAAACAUCAAUCAAUCUAUAAGUCUUUAUUUUUCUUUCUUUCUCUCUCUCUAUAAAACUCUACUCUUAGUAUGAUAAGCAAUAUGUUAUUAGCUUCACCUAUAACUUAAACAAAACCAAUUAACCAAACAAAAAAAUGAAAAAAACUAAGGUAUACUACACUCCUUACCGCCCCUACCUUUUCCUUAUUCCUACUCAACAUCAUCAUCAACAUUUACUUCAAUUUAAACCUACGCUACAGCUGCAGCAUCUUUAACAUGAUUGUGUAUUAUCAUCAUGAUCAUAAGCAUACAGUUUAAAUUUAAAGGAACCACACUUUCACACACAACAAA